Molecule: messenger RNA, 777 nt
Organism: Danaus plexippus (monarch butterfly)
Lineage: Eukaryota; Metazoa; Arthropoda; Insecta; Lepidoptera; Nymphalidae
Product: keratin, type II cytoskeletal 2 epidermal-like
Exons: 2
Coding region: 175-597 (140 amino acids)
Source: RefSeq, a predicted model, not a curated record
CACAACAUACUCGUACGUAUAAGUAUAUUUGAACAUCUCACCUUUGUGACAAUUACAUUACAUUUUCGAGAAUUUUCGAGAAUAACACUAUAUAAUAACAGAACUUUGAAGUUAGAACAGUAUAUUUAAAGGAGUCUCAUCGAUAGCGUCAGUGCUUCCAAAAUAUCUUUCAAAAUGAUAUAUAAAAUGGACAGUGUCCUAUUAUUUUUGUUUGUAAUUCUAUCAUUCGUUACCGCUCAGUUUGAUAGUGCGCCUGAAGGAAAUAGAGCUUUAGGUAGCUUCGGGCCACCAGGCCCAGACCAAGGGAGAUUUGGACAAGGUGGAUUUGGUCGAGGCCGAUUUAAUCAAGGUGGAUUCAAUCAGGGUAGAUUUGACCAAGGUCGAUUUAAUCAAGGUGGAUUUGGACCGGGUGGAUUCAACCAAGGCGGAUUUAGACCGGGUGGAUUCAAUCAAGGCGGAUUUGGACCGGGUGGAUUCAAUCAAGGUGGAUUUGGACCGGGUGGAUUCAAUCAAGGCGGAUUUGGGCCGGGUGGAUUCAAUCAAGGCGGAUUUGGCCAAGGUGGAUUCGGGCAACGUUUAGGUGCUACUAGAGAAUAAAUAAAAUUAAAGUUGAAUUUUAGUCUGCUUUUAUUUAUAACAUACGUUUUAUUUGAAGACUUUGUUUUUAUGUGAAUAUUGAACAUUGUACAAAUAUUGACAUGUAAAUUAUUUUUCAUGUUAUAUUUCUUAUGACUUGUCAAAUUUGAACCAUGCUUAAUAAAAAUAUUUUUUUGUUUA